CGGGGACCGUAUCUCCGGAAGCUCCUCCCCGCGGGGGCUGCCCCCUCCCCGCGGAACGAGGCGACGGUUAUUUCUCGCCGCUGCCGAAGCAGCCCAGUCGGCGCCCGCGCAGCCCGGGACGCGUGGGGGCGAUUGGCAGGUCCGCGAGCUCCGCUUCCCCCCGGGCGUUGCGGGAUCCCGGGGCAAAGGGGUGUAGCUGUAAAGAAAAUCAAGGGGGUGAUGGAGUAGAAGCAUAAAGAAGUUUACUGUAUGAAGGCUAAUGAGUGAUUCGAGUAAAAGUUCGAAGCGAUGUGACUGCUGGACUGGUUUUACAGAGCUUUUGAAAUGAGAGAGCUACAUCUCUCAUUCCUGUUGGUCAAGUGACGCUAAUGGUGGAAUAAACUGACUUCAGUACAAAUACAACUGAUCAAUCCAAAUCGCAAGUACAAUAUAAACAAGUGUGAUGUUGAAAUGAGAUGAGGCUCCGAAAUGGAACUGUGGCCACCGUGUUGUUUUUCAUCACUUCUUUUCUCAGUUUGUCCUGGUACACUGCAUGGCAAAAUGGUAAAGAAAAGCUGAUUGCUUAUCAGCGAGAAUUUCAUGCUUUGAAGGAACGUCUUCGUAUUGCUGAGCAUAGAACCCUGCAGCGUUCCUCUGAGCUAAAUACCAUCUUGGAGCAAUUCAGACGUGCAGUAGCAGAAACAAAUGGAAGUAAGGAUGCAUUAAACAAUUUUUCAGAUGAAACGCUGAAAUUGUUAAAAGAGCUAACAAGCAGAAAAUCUCUUCAAGUGCCAAAUAUCUAUUACCAUUUGCCUCAUUUGUUGAAGAAUGAAGGAAGCCUUCAACCUUCUGUGCAGAUUGGCCUGGGACGAACAGGCGUUUCAAUUGUAAUGGGAAUUCCCACCGUGAAGAGGAAAGUAAAGUCUUAUCUUACAGAAACCCUUCACUCUCUUAUUGAUAAAUUGUCUCCAGAAGAGAAACUGGAUUGUGUUAUGGUUGUCUUCAUAGGAGAGACAGAUCUGGACUAUGUACACAGUGUUGUAGCAAGCCUGGAAAAAGAAUUUUCUACAGAAAUCAGUUCUGGCUUGGUGGAAAUAAUAUCCCCACCUGCGACUUACUAUCCUGAUUUGACAAAUUUAAAAGAGACAUUUGGAGACUCAAAAGAGAGAGUCAGAUGGCGAACAAAGCAAAACUUGGACUAUUGUUUUCUUAUGAUGUAUGCCCAGAAAAAGGGCAUUUAUUAUAUUCAGCUUGAAGAUGAUAUUGUUGUCAAGCAGAAUUAUUUCAGCACGAUAAAAAAUUUUGCACUUCAACUUUCUUCUGAAGAUUGGAUGAUUCUAGAAUUUUCUCAGCUGGGUUUCAUUGGUAAAAUGUUCCAAUCUCCAGAUAUCACUCUUAUUGUAGAGUUCAUAUUUAUGUUUUAUAAGGAGAAACCUAUUGAUUGGCUCUUAGAUCAUAUACUCUGGGUGAAAGUCUGCAACCCUGAAAAAGAUGCAAAACAUUGUGACAGACAGAAAUCUAAUCUACGAAUACGCUUCAGGCCUUCCCUUUUCCAACAUGUUGGACUGCACUCCUCCCUAGCAGGAAAGAUCCAGAAACUCACGGACAAAGACUUCCUGAAACCAUUAUUACAUAAAAUUCAUGUGAAUCCACCCGCGGAAGUUUCUACAUCUUUAAAAGUCUAUCAAGGACAUACACUGGAAAAAACCUAUAUGGGAGAGGAUUUUUUCUGGGCUGUUACACCAAUUGCUGGGGAUUAUAUCCUAUUUAAAUUUGACAAACCAGUCAACGUAGAAAGAUACUUGUUUCAUAGUGGCAAUCCAGAGCAUCCAGGAGAUAUUCUACUAAAUACUACAGUGGAGGUUCUGCCUUUUAAGAAUGAAGACUUGGUAUUAAGCAAAGAAACCAAAGACAAACGCUUGGAGGACGGUUAUUUCAGGAUAGGUAAAUUUGAAAGUGGUAUAGCAGAAGGGACAGUUGACCCAAGUCUAAACCCUAUUUCAUCAUUUCGUCUUUCGGUAAUACAAAACUCAGCAGUCUGGGCAAUUCUGAAUGAGAUUCACAUUAAAAAAGUCACAACCUGAUCAAAAUCUGUUUGGAAGAAAAGAGAAAAUCUUUGCAAACUUUCCCUAUAAUACCCUACAUCUUUAACAAGUCACAAAUUGAAAAUACUGAGCAUGCACCUUAUUCCAAUUGUCUUUUAUUUUUCACUCGAACUCUACCUCUUGUGAAAUCUACUGUAGAUGAGAAGAUUGUAAGUAACCCUUUUUGUCAUAUCCAUCCAGAAACUGAUUCUCCAUACUAAUAACAUUCAUCUGAGAUCCAAGUUGUCCUACAUUUUUACAUGACUUUACCAUCUUAUGGUUGCAGAAGCCUGCUACCCUUAACCGAUACUAUUUUGAUAGUAUAGUAAUACGGAGAAGUUGUACAUAUUCUUACAUUUCUUGAAGAUGAAAAAAUAUAAUUAAAUUUUAUGAAGGGGGUACUUUUGGGGUUCCAUUUAUUUUGCUAUAACAAAACCCUCUUUUAUAGAUUAUCAGGAUAUAUUUAUAUCUAUAUCUAGAUAUAUAGAUAUAUAAAAAACAUUAGGGAUAUUUAAUUUAUUAAAAUAAUUUGAAAAGUACAUAUUUUUAUGCAGUAAAAUUUUAAAUUGAUAUAGGUUUUUUUUAUGGAUUAUCUAGCUUGAAUUAUCUUUCUAUGUUUUUCUUUUCAACUGCAAACAACAUAAAAAAUUAAUACCAUAUUUCAACUAUACUGCCAUGGUUAAUUUAGCAACUCAAUUUAGUUUUCUUAAGUAGUUUUGUACCACAAAAUCUGAAAGAUAUCGUUCAAAGCAUAAGCACGCCUUAAUUGCCAGAGUUCUGAAGAACAUUAUUCUUGGGGGCUACCAUAUUCCACUGAUUACAGGGCAUAGACACAUAAAAAGCAUGUUGAAGUAUCUUAAUAUUUCAGUAUAACGUAAAUGCUAAAUCUGCAGUUAUUUUAAGUUUAAUCCAUCACAUUUUAGAGGGAGAUUUCGAUACCAAGCUAUCCCUUUUUAAAACUUUGUAGACAGUUCCUAAACCGAACAAAUUCAUUCUCUGUAUAGAAAAGCAUUCCCUAUCUUUGUGCUGUAAAUUUUGAAUUUUGUCUCAUGUGCCCAGACAUACAAAUUCCGUUCGGUACUUUGAAUGACUACAAUCCUACAUAUUAUUUUUCCUGAUAAAAAUAUCAGUAAUUAGACACUUGUAAUUAACCUCAUUAUAUUUCUCUCUUCAAAUGUUUUUAUUUCAGUAUUUACCUUAGGUAAAUGUUGUAGUGGGUGACUUUUUUUAAAGGGUGAGUCCUAUCCAACUUCCUUGGGAAUCAAUUAAGACUUCCAUUGCCUUUAAUAGAAUCAAGCCCAAAGUCAGUUUCCUGCCUUUUGCGCUUCAAGGAAAAGAACAAUACUUGUUUAACUGAUGAGCAGCCCAGACAGUGUGAGCUCUUUGUGCUGCUACAGCACUGUUCAUAACAUGUAAUGCCAUUUAACAAGUCAUUAAAAUCUAGUAGUUUUUUUAUCACAUCUCAGCAUAGAUCUGAGAAAUUAUUUGGGUUUAUUUUCCCCCCAAUUUUACCUGUGACUGAUGCCAAUAAUUUAAAUAGCUAUUUGUUAAAUUUUAUAUCGUGACUUAAUUUUUAAGUCAGAUGUUUCUGAAAACAAGCAAUGCCAACAAAUGUUGUCUUAUGAUUCCAUGAAGUUAAAAUGAUUUAUAAUAAAUUUACCCAGUACCAUUGUUAGGUGCCUUUCCUCUGAGCAGUGUCGUCUUAUGGGUUUAUUCUGUCAGCCCAGUGUUCCUAAAGCAACGUUCAACAUAUAAGAAACUCCUAACAUCUCUAAAUGUGUAGAAACUCACCCCAAACUGAACACACUUUUGUGGUGUUUCUUUGUUUGUUCUACCCUCAAGGCAGGUAUAGUAGUUAUGGACCAGAUUAGAAUUCUCACCCCAUCACUGCUUUUCUGAGCCUUUUAAAAAUUUAGACUAGAAAAUCAUUAGGGUCCCUUGUGAAUCUGAGAUAAGAUACUGGCUAAAUUUAAGGCAGAAUGACUUAGUACUUCUGCCUUAUAAUAUGCACUACAUAUACCUUUGAGUAUGUUGAGGGAUCAUGUUUAGUCUUUUGGCAAGACUAGACAAUUUUGUACUUUUUUCCUUCAUUUUUUCCAUAAGUAAGUAUAAAAUCUCUUCAGUAAUUCCUUGAUUUUUUUGUUUGAAAUAUCUGCUCCAAAACGAGUACAGUAUUAAUUUACAUCUUGUGCUUUCCUCUGGAAACAAGAAUACAAAUUUAUUCCGAGACCAUUGUUUCAUGAAAUGAAGUAUUUGCUUAAGUUUAAGGUUUCUUCUUAACAAGGAUCCAUUUUGAAAUUGGACUAAAAUGAAAACUACUCAUUUUUAAAAGCAUGGUUAUGCUCAUUCAUAUUUACGACUAACAUUACAAUUUUAUACAGAAAGUGUGGCAUACUGCUAUGCUGCUGUUUUUGGAAAUGGAGUUUGAUUGGUGUAAAUAUUGACACCAAGAAUUUGUCAUUGUGUGUCAUGUUUCUUGAUUUCAGUGUUCUCUUGAGUGGGUUUUUUGUGAUUUCUACUGUAAGCAUUGAGCUAGAAAUCUAGGUAGCUUAAUGUUGAGAACUAUGAAACUUUGUUUCAGGGGAACAAACUCUGAUAUCUUUACAUGACCAGCAGUCAUCCUACUCCCAUUAAUUUUAGUGGUGCAGGAUCAAGCUCCUAAUUGCAAAACAUCAUUACUGUUGACUUUAAUGGUAGCUGACAUGAUGAUCAUCACUGGUGCUAAACGUUCCUAUGAAGUAAGGAAGGCUUGUUUUUUUUAAAGUGUUAAUUGGUGGCUGCCUGCAGGUCAGGAGCUCUCACUUUGUGCCAGUGUACAGCAGGUCACAACAGAAAUUCCCAGCUUCCCCAAGAUCAAAGGUAUAGUGCUUUACUUGUUAAAAUAGCAAAUUUUUCUUUGUUGCUCAGUGUUUGCUGAGUUUUCAAUAGAUGACUUGGAGUGCAUUCUCUUCAAGCCUUAACAGUGGUGGAUACACUACUGUAAAAUGAACUGCCAGCAGAUUUGGUGUAUUAAGCUAAAUGUAGUUAUUUUUUUCUAGAAAUAUCAAAUUCUAGUAAUCAAAUAUUGAAGUUUUAUUGUAACUAGUUUGCUGUUUAAAAAAACCCUUUUUGAAAUUAAAACCUGGUGCUUGAGUUUGAUAUUGAGCACUGCUUUUGGAAAAUUGCCAUCUUCAUUUUCAGGGGGGUGUUUGUCAGUUUGUACUAUUGCCUUGUGGAAUCCAGUACUGUUAGAUCCUGAAACAUUCUUUUCUGGCAAAACUUAUUCUGUACACUUUUCCCCAUCUUUCCAUUAACCAACCCCUGCUGUAAUAGAUUUUUAUAAUUGGCUAAUUUGUUUAAAACUUGCUGCUAUAUUUGAAAACCUGAUAUGGGUCAUGUCAACUGUGCCUUUCAUCAAUGUUUCUAUGUGCCACAGCUAUCCCUGUAUAUUUGAAAUAAAGGCUUUAAAAAAAACUGUUCUG
Messenger RNA from Mauremys mutica (yellowpond turtle), 5524 nucleotides. It is a transcript of the gene MGAT4A, whose product is annotated as alpha-1,3-mannosyl-glycoprotein 4-beta-N-acetylglucosaminyltransferase A. Bases 456 to 2063 code for a protein of 535 amino acids. Gene Ontology annotation, cellular component: endoplasmic reticulum; endoplasmic reticulum-Golgi intermediate compartment; Golgi stack. Gene Ontology annotation, biological process: protein N-linked glycosylation. The transcript has 16 exons. Gene Ontology annotation, molecular function: acetylglucosaminyltransferase activity. Lineage: Eukaryota; Metazoa; Chordata; Testudines; Geoemydidae. The record is from RefSeq and is a predicted model, not a curated record.